Otolemur garnettii (small-eared galago) is the source of this 4801-nucleotide messenger RNA. RefSeq names its product NPC1 like intracellular cholesterol transporter 1 (gene NPC1L1). NCBI's taxonomy places the organism in Eukaryota, Metazoa, Chordata, Mammalia, Primates, Galagidae. Bases 47 to 3994 code for a protein of 1315 amino acids. Gene Ontology annotation, cellular component: membrane. Gene Ontology annotation, molecular function: lipid carrier activity. The transcript has 19 exons. The record is from RefSeq and is a predicted model, not a curated record.
GCCUGAGGCCUGGUCCUGCUCCCCGCUGACCCCUUUUGGACCCAGGAUGGCAGAGGCUGGCCUGAGGGGUUGGCUGCUCUGGACCCUGCUCCUGCACUUGGCCCAGAGUGAGCUGUACACUCCCAUUCAUCAGCCUGGCUACUGCGCUUUCUAUGAUGAAUGUGGGAAGAACCCAGAGCUGUCUGGAGGCCUCACGUCAUUGGCCAAUGUGUCCUGCCUGUCCAACACACCAGCCCGCAACAUCACAGGUGAACACCUGGCCCUACUACGGAGCAUCUGUCCCCGCCUCUACACUGGUCCCACCACCACCCAAGCCUGCUGCUCUGUCAAGCAGCUGGUAUCACUGGAGGCAAGCAUGUCCCUCACCAAGGCCCUCCUCACCCGCUGCCCAGCCUGCUCUGACAAUUUUGUGAGCCUGCACUGCCACAACACCUGUAGCUCCAACCAGAGCCUCUUCAUCAACGUGACCCGUGUGGCUCAGCGAGGUGUUGGUCAGCCCCCUGCCGUGGUGGCCUAUGAGGCCUUCUACCAGCGCAGCUUUGCAGAACAGACCUACGACUCCUGCAGCCGCGUGCGCAUCCCUGCAGCUGCCUCACUGGCCGUGGGCACCAUGUGUGGUGUGUAUGGCUCUGCUCUUUGCAAUGCCCAGCGCUGGCUUGAUUUCCAAGGAGACACAGGGAAUGGCCUGGCCCCACUGGACAUCACUUUCCACCUCCGGGGGCCUGGUGAGACCCCAGGGAGUGGGAUGCAGCCUCUGAAUGAGAAGAUUGUGCAUUGCAACGAGUCCCAAGGUGGCAACACAAUGGCCUGCUCCUGCCAGGACUGUGCUGCCUCCUGCCCUGUCAUAGCACGCCCCCCAGCCCUGGACUUCACCUUUCACCUGGGCCAGAUGCAGGGUGGGCUUGCUGUUAUCAUCAUCAUCUGCUCUGUCUUUGUCUUGCUCACCAUCUUCCUUGUGUACUUCCGAGUGGCCCCCAGCAAGGACAAAGGCAAAAAGGUGGAGACCAAGGAGGGCGCUAGCUUCCCUAACAAGCUCAGGCUCUCCAUCCAUACCCUCCUUGGCCAAUUUUUCCAGGGCUGGGGCACAUGGGUGGCCUCAUGGCCGCUGACUAUCCUGGUGUUUUCCACCAUGUUGGUGGUGGCCUUGGCGAGUGGCCUGACCUACAUGGAACUCACCACAGACCCUGUGGAGCUAUGGUCGGCUCCAAACAGCCAAGCCCGGAAAGAGAAGGCUUUCCAUGACCAGCAUUUUGGCCCCUUCUUCCGAACCAACCAGGUGAUCCUGACAGCUUCUAACCGGUCCAGCUAUAGGUACGACUCCCUGCUGCUGGGACCCAAGAACUUCAGCGGGGUCCUGGCCCUGGACCUGCUACUGGAGCUGCUGGAGCUGCAGGAGAGGCUGCGGCACCUGCAGGUGUGGUCACCCGAGGCACAGCGCAACAUCUCUCUUCAGGAUAUCUGCUACGCCCCCCUCAACCCGCACAAUGCCAGUCUCUCCGACUGCUGCAUCAAUAGCCUCCUGCAGUACUUCCAGAACAAUCGCACACUCCUGCAGCUCACAGCCAACCAGACACUGCUGGGGCAGACCUCCCAGGUCGAUUGGAGGGACCACUUUCUCUACUGCGCCAACGCCCCCCUCACCUUCAAAGAUGGCACGGCUCUGGCCCUGAGCUGCAUGGCUGACUAUGGAGCCCCCGUCUUCCCUUUCCUUGCUGUGGGGGGGUACAAAGGGAAGGACUAUUCUGAGGCAGAGGCCCUGAUCAUGACAUUCUCCCUCAACAAUUAUCCUGCUGAGGACCCCCGUCUGGGCCAGGCCAAGCUAUGGGAGAAAGCCUUCUUGGAGGAGAUGCGAGCCUUCCAGAGUCGGACAGCUGGAAAGUUCCAGGUUGCAUUUAUGGCUGAGCGCUCUCUGGAGGAUGAGAUCAACCGCACCACAGCUGAGGACCUGCCCAUCUUUGCUGUUAGCUACAUUGUCAUCUUCCUAUACAUCUCCCUGGCCCUGGGCAGCUACUCCAGGUGCAGCCGAGUGCUGGUGGACUCCAAGGCCACGCUGGGCCUGGGCGGGGUGGCCGUGGUGCUGGGAGCAGUCAUGGCUGCCAUGGGCUUCUUCUCCUACCUGGGUAUCCGCUCGUCCUUGGUCAUCCUCCAAGUAGUACCCUUCCUGGUGUUGGCUGUGGGGGCUGACAACAUCUUCAUCUUUGUCCUCGAGUACCAGAGGCUGCCUCGGAAGCCUGGAGAGGAACGGGAGGUCCACAUUGGCCGAGCUCUGGGCAGGGUGGCUCCCAGCAUGCUGUUAUGCAGCCUCUCUGAGGCCAUCUGCUUCUUCCUUGGGGCCCUGACCCCCAUGCCAGCUGUGCGGACCUUUGCCCUGACUUCCGGCCUUGCUGUGAUCCUUGAUUUCCUGCUGCAGAUGUCUGCCUUCGUGGCCUUGCUCUCCCUGGACAGCAAGAGGCAGGAGGCAUCCCGGCUGGACCUCUGUUGCUGUGUCAAGUCCCAGGAGGUACCCCCACCUGGCCAGAGUGAGGGGUUCCUACUCCGCUUCUUCCGCAAAGUCUACGCCCCCUUCCUAAUGCACCGGCUCACACGUGGGGUUGUGCUGCUGCUGUUUCUGGCUCUGUUUGGAGGGGGUCUCUACUUCAUGUGCCACAUCAGCGUGGGACUAGACCAGGAGCUAGCCCUGCCCAAGGACUCGUAUCUCCUUGACUACUUCCUCUUUCUGAACCGCUACUUUGAGGUGGGGGCCCCAGUAUAUUUUGUUACUACCUCGGGCUACAACUUCUCCACUGAGGAGGGUAUGAAUGCCAUCUGCUCCAGCGCUGGCUGUGCCAACAACUCCCUCACCCAGAAGAUCCAGUAUGCCUCUGAGUUCCCUGAGCAGUCUUACCUGGCCAUUGCUGCCUCUUCCUGGGUGGAUGACUUCAUUGACUGGCUGACUCCGUCCUCCUGCUGCCGCCUUUAUAUCUUAGGCUCCAAUGCGGGCAAGUUCUGCCCCUCCACCGUCAACUCCUUGAACUGCUUAAAGAACUGCAUGGACUUCACAAUGGGCCCCGUGCGGCCCUCAGUGGAGCAAUUCCACAAGUACCUCCCCUGGUUCCUGAGUGACCCACCCAACAUCAAAUGUCCUAAAGGCGGCCUGGCAGCUUACAGCACCUCUGUGAAUCUGAGCUCAAAUGGCCAGGUCUUAGCCUCGCGGUUCAUGGCCUACCACAAGCCCCUGAAGAACUCACAGGAUUUCACAGGAGCUUUGCUGGCAGCUCGGGAGCUGGCAGCCAACAUCACCGCUGACCUGCGGAAGGUGCCUGGGACAGACCCAGCCUUUGAGGUCUUCCCCUACACGAUCAGCAAUGUGUUUUAUGAGCAGUACUUGACUGUCCUCCCCGAAGGGCUCUUCAUGCUCAGCCUCUGCCUAGUGCCCACCUUCGCUGUCUGCUGCAUUCUGCUGGGGAUGGACCUGCGCUCCGGCAUCAUCAACCUGUUCUCCAUUGUCAUGAUUGUCGUGGACACUGUUGGCUUAAUGGCCCUGUGGGGCAUCAGCUACAAUGCUGUGUCCCUCAUCAACCUGGUCACGGCGGUAGGCAUGUCUGUGGAGUUUGUGUCACACAUCACCCGCUCCUUUGCCAUCAGCACCAAACCCACCAGGGUGGAAAGGGCCAAAGAGGCCACUAUCUCUAUGGGCAGUGCGGUAUUUGCAGGGGUGGCCAUGACCAACCUGCCUGGCAUCCUUGUCUUGGGCCUCGCCAAGGCCCAGCUCAUCCAGAUCUUCUUCUUCCGCCUCAACCUUGUGAUCACCCUGCUGGGCCUGCUGCACGGCCUGGUCUUCCUGCCAGUCAUCCUCAGCUACCUGGGGCCUGAUGUCAACCCUACUCUGAAGCUGGAGCAGGAGCUGGCUGAGGAGGCAGCAGUGGCCAGGGCAGCCACCAACAUCUAUGUCAACCAUGGCUUUGAAGAUCCUGUCAAGGAUACUGGUACCAUUAGCUCUCCGGCUCUGAACUGAUGGGCCAUGAAAAUUUUCUUGUAAUUGUCCAUGGACACCUCACUCCCACACAAGCUUAGGGAAGCUGUUCCCUGAGACUGCCUAUCUCUUGAGAACGCUAUGCCCUCUGACCAUGAGGCUUCCUGGCAGUACUGCUGAUGGCUCCUCUGCUCCCAUAGUGGACCCCUGGUUUCUGAGGCACUUGGGCCUCAUUUAGCAUAGAGUGCCUACUCCUACAGUUCCUGGGUCUUAGAGUUGCCCGGAAUAGAUACAGUCUAUGUUUUCCCAGACUCAGACUCUUUCAUAGGUGCUGCUUCUCUUUCAACAGAUUAGAUUCUUCUGUUAAAAAAACCUCAAUUCUAAGUCAAUAAGUCUUUAAGACUGACCAGUGUCCCUGAGAACAGAGAGUGACUCCACUUUGGGCUGUGACACCACGGGAGUCCAGGAAGAGGCCAAGGCUCAGGCUGAAAACAGCAACUGCCCUCUGCUGGGUGCACCUGCAAAACUGCCAUCCACAUCUUUCUGGUGAGGGAAGGGCCCAGGGAGGAUGUUCUCCUAAACACAUUUGUAAUGGAUUCACCUCACCUGGAAAAUAGUGUUAGGUUUGGUCAUCUCCAGGUGAGACUGCUGCUAGUUGAUGCCAUCUGGGCUGGGAGCUCUUGGGGCCAAACUGGGCUUCCCGCCUCCAUUGGCCUGUUGGCCUCAAACUAGCCCAACCUGAGUCUCCAUGGAGAAAUCUUCAGAUGCACAAGCUUUAGAAGAGAGAAAGAAGCCUUGCUCUGUGCUGAGUAUACAAGUGCUUAAUAAAUAUUUGUUGGGAAGAAAUGG